Molecule: messenger RNA, 574 nt
Organism: Rana temporaria (common frog)
Lineage: Eukaryota; Metazoa; Chordata; Amphibia; Anura; Ranidae
Gene: BET1L
Product: Bet1 golgi vesicular membrane trafficking protein like
Exons: 4
Coding region: 83-418 (111 amino acids)
Biological process (GO): regulation of retrograde vesicle-mediated transport, Golgi to ER; retrograde transport, endosome to Golgi
Cellular component (GO): Golgi trans cisterna; SNARE complex
Molecular function (GO): SNAP receptor activity
Source: RefSeq, a predicted model, not a curated record
CCGACAUCAGCUGACCGCGUAUUCCGGCUGCGUCAUCACAUGACAACCGUGCCAGCUCACACGGCGGCGACAAGGAAGAAAGAUGACGGACUGGGGGAGAGGUUCAAGUUCUGGGGCGGUAGAUGAGAUGCUUGAUGCAGAAAACAAACGUCUUGCAGAAAAUCUUUCUACGAAAGUAACACGGCUCAAAUCUCUUGCAUUGGAUAUUGACAGAGAAACUGAUGACCAUAACACGUAUUUGGAUGGAAUGGGUUCAGACUUCAUGAGCGUGACUGGUCUUUUGAGUGGCAGCGUCAAGCGGUUCACAGGAAUGGCUCAUUCUGGGAGAGAUAAUCGCAAGCUCUUGUGCUAUGUUUCGGCUGGCCUUGUAGCAUUGUUCUUUUUGCUGUACUUUCUAGUGUCCCGAGCCAGCACGUGAUGGAUGAUACCUCUUCACGCAAAAGACAUUCCUUAUUCCUACUGCCCUGUGACCCAAAGGAUCCUGAGAUCAAAAGGGGUAUAUGGCCUGUCAGGCAGGCUGCUAAAACCCGGCAUUUCCAAAAAUUAAUAAGGACAAUGCUAUCCCUGAUUGAUU